Molecule: messenger RNA, 1050 nt
Organism: Penicillium alfredii
Lineage: Eukaryota; Fungi; Ascomycota; Eurotiomycetes; Eurotiales; Aspergillaceae
Product: glycosyltransferase
Exons: 2
Coding region: 1-1050 (349 amino acids)
Molecular function (GO): glycosyltransferase activity
Source: RefSeq, a predicted model, not a curated record
AUGAAGACGCUGCAGGAUGUACUCGAGGGUCUCCGCGAGAAGCACCCCGGCCGCGAGGUCAUCGUGGUGCAGGAGCUCAUGUACAUGGGCACCUGGCCAUUUCUACUCCGGGCGCCUCCGCCAAAGGGCUAUGACCAGUUCCCCAAGGUGAUCAAUUUCUCGCCCGCGCCGCUCGUCUUGUCGAGUGUCGACACUGCACCCUUUGGGCCCGGACUGCCCCCGGACUCGAGUGUGGAGGGGCGUGCACGUAAUGCAGCUAUGUACGCGAGCAUGAAGGAUCUGUUGGCGGAUCUGACGGGCUACGGUAACACCGUAUAUGGCCGACUCGGCGCCACAGAGAAAGCCACGGGAUCGCUGUUUGAUCUCUGGACCACAGCCGGCGACAUCACACUACAGCCGUGCAGUCCGAGCUUGGAGUACCCCCGCAGUGACUUGCCGUCCACGAUCCGCUUCAUCGGCGGAACUCCGCCCAACAAGGUGAGCUUGUCGACAUCACUGCCCGCUUGGUGGGGCGAGCUAGAGAUCAACAAACAGGCCAGCGACCCAAAGAAAGUGGUGUUCAUCACGCAGGGCACGGUUGCGAUCGAUUACGAUAUGCUCUUGAUCCCUGCCAUCCAGGCCUUGGCCGAUAGGGACGACGUUUUCGUCAUUGCGGUCCUGGGCGCGAAAGGCGCCAAGCUUGACGGCUUCGAGGUGCCCGUGAACGCAAAGGUUGUUGACUAUCUAUCAUACGACGCGGUGCUGACCUAUGCGGAUGCGUUUGUAACCAAUGGAGGAUACGGCAGCUUCAUGCACGGCGUUAUGCACGGCGUCCCUAUGGUCAUGGCUGGGACGACCCAGGACAAGGCUGAGGUGUCAAUGCGCGGCGAAUGGGCUGGGAUCGCGGUCAACUUACGGACGGAUACACCUAGUCGUGAGGCCCUUCGCGACGGCGUGGACAGAAUCUUGGCGGAUAGCAAGUUCAAGAUCCGUUGCUCAGAGAUCCAGCAGGAAAAUGAGGAGCUCAACUGCAUCGCUCAGGUCGAGAAAAUCAUUACUGAGAUGGAAUAG